Penicillium chermesinum is the source of this 726-nucleotide messenger RNA. RefSeq names its product Mth938-like domain-containing protein. The transcript has 2 exons. Gene Ontology annotation, cellular component: mitochondrial inner membrane. The coding region runs from base 1 to 726 and encodes 241 amino acids. The record is from RefSeq and is a predicted model, not a curated record. Gene Ontology annotation, biological process: mitochondrial respiratory chain complex I assembly. Lineage: Eukaryota; Fungi; Ascomycota; Eurotiomycetes; Eurotiales; Aspergillaceae.
AUGCAGUCGCCAUCACCCCAGCUCCUCCGUGCUCUCCGCACGUCCCUCUCAACGCCCCUUUGCCUCUCAAGUCCUCGAAUGUCCUCAAUUUGCUCCCCAACCUCAACCACCCGCUUCACUUCCCUCCCACCCCGACGCCUCAACAGCUCAGCCAUCCGCCCAGCACGCAUAGUCCCGCGCUCGCACUCCCACAAACCCGCCAGCCACGACCGUGGCCCGGAGUCACAAGAAGACACCCAAACAGACUUCAGCAAUCUCGACGUGCUGGGCAACAUUCCUGCCCCAACAACCGCGAUCGACGCCUGCCUAGACUCAGGCUUCCAUCUGAACAGCGGCGUGAAGAUUCAGAAUGGCGACGGGCUUCUCCUCGUCGGUGGCGAGGCGUUCAGGUGGCGCCCGUGGAAGACAACUGAGAGCGCUGAGCAAGGCCUUGCGCAGGCGAGGGCCGGCAUGAUCAAUGCCAAGGGCCAGUUUGAGGUUGACGAGGAGGUUUGGGGGCUUUUGAGCGUUGUGUGGCCGCGGCCGGAUAUUCUGAUUCUUGGGCUUGGGGCUACCAUGCAUCCUCUGUCGCCGGAGACGAAGCGUCAUAUCAAUUCGCUUGGAAUCCGGGUGGAGAUCCAGGAUACGCGUAAUGCUGCUGCACAGUUUAAUCUGCUGGCUACCGAGCGUGGUGUCAAUGAGGUUGCGGCGGCUAUGAUUCCUAUUGGGUGGCAGGGACGGUCAUAG